Hyposmocoma kahamanoa is the source of this 4887-nucleotide messenger RNA. RefSeq names its product ATP-binding cassette sub-family A member 1-like. The record is from RefSeq and is a predicted model, not a curated record. Gene Ontology annotation, cellular component: intracellular membrane-bounded organelle; membrane. Bases 40 to 4887 code for a protein of 1615 amino acids. Gene Ontology annotation, biological process: lipid transport; transmembrane transport. Gene Ontology annotation, molecular function: ATP hydrolysis activity; ATP binding; lipid carrier activity. The transcript has 30 exons. NCBI's taxonomy places the organism in Eukaryota, Metazoa, Arthropoda, Insecta, Lepidoptera, Cosmopterigidae.
GCGUCACGGAUGGUUGGUAACCAAAACAGAUGUUGAACAAUGAAUAAUUAUGCGAAUCUAACCCAUACAAGCAGCUCCAGCGGCAGCGAUAGUGUGAAUCAGAAGUCUAAAAUGGCGUUGGAAAGCUUGAAAACUUUAAAAGUUUUGAUGUAUAAACACCUUGUGGUGCGUAUGAAGAGAUUCAUACACACUCCCGUGGAAUUGCUGUCCUCAAUGAUGUAUUUCCUUAUACUGUUUCUUGUUAAGGAUUUAAUUGUUUCUGUAACACCUGAGCAUUUACAAAUGAGCGAUAUCAAAGAAACGGAACCUUACACGCUUAAAGUCGCAGAUUUGGUGUAUACUAAUUUAAAUCUAAUUUUAUACACCCCUGAUACAAAUAUAACGAGGCAGCUUAUGGACAGAGUUGGGCCAAAAUUACGUUUAUUCCGGUCCAACAACAUUUCUGGAGAUUCCAGGUUUAUGAAUGAUUACAUAGGUGUUGAAAAUGAAACUUUACUUGAUUAUUUUGUGACCACGAGAAAGAAAUCGAAGAACAAAAUAAAUGACAUGCAUUUAGACCAAUACUCAAUCGUCAUAUUCCACGAUGUUGAGGAAACAAAACUGCCCAGUCAUUUGCGUUACACUAUAAAGAUGAAUGAAAAUUUCCGAGUGUACGACUACCAAUCCGAGGACUCCAUGAUUGGACCCCAUUACAACUUUGGUGAGGAAUACAACGUUUUCAUGUGUAUACAAUGGGCGAUUGACUCCAGCUACCUGGAAUUGCAAGGCGUCGCAGGCAUCGAUAAGUUACAACUGACUAUGCAAGAAUUCCCUUUCGUGGACUCUGUCACGCAGCCGAACAUGUUACUCGUCACUACUCUGGCGCACCUCAUUUGUUACAUCUCGCUUUCUCUGCCCUUCAUCUUCCUCAUGGCUAGGCUGCUUGAAGAACGUUCUUCGGGCAUGCAGGAACUAAUAAAAAUGGUGGGCGUAUCAACAAAUAUGCUCAACAUAUCGCAUUUCCUCAACGUGCUACCGACUGGUCUCGUGUAUAGUAUAUGCGGGACCGUAUUCGUCACCGUCGGGAAGGUAUCCCUAAUACCUAAUACAAAUCCAUUGCUGAUAUUCAUAAUGUUAUUGCUGUAUUUCAUAUCAGUAAUGACGUUUGCGUUCGCCUGCAGUUACAUAGCUAAAAGUGCUCAGUAUGCAGUAACAUUAUCCACAAUAUGCUUCAUCAUGUCAUGGGUGCCGCUGCGGCUUCUGAUGGCAGUGAAGAGAGUCAACAUAGCGACACUGAUCCUCACGGGCAUGAUGCCGCACGUGCCCAUGUUUUGGUUCUGGAGCGAAGUCAGCAACGUGGAGAAAUAUGGGCAGGGUCUACAAUUUGCAGAUAUUUUUAGGCCGCACAGCUUGUUCAGCGGUUCCGUGUUUAACUGCUAUAUCAUGUUCAUACUCCAAAUCGUCGUCUUAGCUUUCGUUGCGUGGUACCUCAGUAAAGUACGCCCCGGAAAAUUUGGAACCGCGCUACCGUUGACCUUCUUGUUUGAGCCUUCAUACUGGCAUUUGAAGAAAGUGAAACCAUAUACGGAAAGAGACGAGGACGACUAUGUGCCGAUGGCGGAAUCUCGUGACCCACGCUACUUUGAAAAGCCGCCGACCACCGCCGUUAUUGGUAUUAGCAUCAACAACCUCACCAAAGUGUACAAUAAAGAAAAAGUUCUGAACAACGUGUCAUUCGAUGUCUACAAAGGGGAGAUCACGGUGCUGCUCGGGCACAACGGAGCCGGGAAAACUACACUUAUGUCUAUUAUUACAGGAGUGACAAGCGCAACGGAAGGCACAGUGUCGGUAAAUGGAUUGGACUCGUUGCAGAACCAGCAGCUGGUCCGAAAGCAACUCGGCCUCUGCCCACAGGAAAACGUCUUUUUCCCCGAUCUCAAUGUGAUCCAGCACAUCAUCUUCUUCUCUAUGUUAAAAGGCAGCAGCUACAAGGCAGCAAAGGCAUCUUCUCAUGAACUUAUGAGACGCCUAAAAAUUGCAGACAAAGCCAAAAAUAAGAGUGAGGAAUUGUCUGGGGGUAUGAAACGAAGAUUGCAGCUUGCGUGCGCGCUGGCUGGUGGAGGCAACGUCCUCAUACUCGAUGAGCCUACUUCGGGGCUCGACGUCGAGACUCGACGGGAACUUUGGAACUUGUUAUUGUCGCUUCGCGGCGAGCGCACGGUGCUGCUGACGACGCACUUCAUGGAAGAGGCGGACGCGCUGGGCGAUCGCGUGGCGGCGCUGCACGCCGGCCGCCUGCGCGCUGUCGCCACGCCCAUCUACCUCAAAAAGAACAUGGGUACUGGCUACCGAUUAUCAAUAACGACAACCGAACAACGCGACAAAGAAGCAGCAGAUGCAGCAACCCGACAAAUCACCAAUUUCGUAAUAAAACGCGUACCAAAUUCAGAACUAAAAGGACAAGGUCUCAACAGCCUUGAGUACUCACUACCGUCUGCCAGCAGCAAGAACUUCCCUAAAUUGUUCUCAGAGUUAGAAGAACAACGACAAACGCUCGGAAUAGAGUCGAUUGGAGUCGGUGUUUCUACUCUUGAGGAAGUCUUUUUGAAGUUGUGCAGCGACGUUGACACAAAUUUCACGGGUGACGUUGUCGACGGUCAGCUUCCACAAAGCCCGACGUAUCCGAAAGUGAAGGGUGUUUAUAUGGUCCUGAACCAAUUGCCUGUGCUUAUGCUAAGGCAUAUUAAGUAUUUAUACUUUAAGAAGUGGAGUUUCAUCUUCAUGCAAGUAUUACUACCAAUUCUGUUAGUAUUCGUCUUCUCCUACUCUACAAACGAUUCUAUAAGUGCUUCCAAAAACACAGCUAACGGUAUGGCCAUGGACCUCAGCAUAUAUAAAGACAUGUAUCAACCCAAAGUUCUUUAUAAAUUGGAUCAAAAUGACCCGGCUCAGUUAAAGAAUUUUCGACGGUUUAAUAAAGUUGUCUUUGAAGAAACGUCGAAUAUAACUGAUGCGAUCAUUCGAAAAGGCCAGCAAGACUUAAUCGAGUAUAGUAAAUACAUUGCAGGAAUCGACCUCGAAGGUGAUAACGCUAAGGUAUACUACACAACGACAGUGCGCCACGCAGCGCCCGUAGCUGUAAACUUGCUGAGCAACUUGCUGGCAGCUAAAAACGAUCGCUCCAUCACCACGUACAACCAACCGCUCAAGACGGCCUUUGUCGUCGACCAGAUGGUGCCUAAGUCAGCAUUCACUACGGCGAUGUGGUCUCUUUUCGUCCUUUUUGUAAACUUAUCAACAGUAAUGAACGCAGUGUCUUUGCUGAUUAAAGAGCGCGUGUCAGGAACUCGCCACAUCCACAUAAUGGCUGGGUGUCCCCCGUUGAUCCAUUGGAUGGCCACGUUUAUCACUCACGUGUUGAUGUACACUGCUAUCUCGGUGGUGCCCACACUAAUCGCUGCAGCUAUUAUGGACCGCGAUAAUACUAUAAACAAAGCGGACUUUCUCCUAUUCGCUUUCGUGGUCUUCGAAUUGGCAGUAAUGGCGUUCCUCGCGUUCACGUACUUCGUCAGUUUCGGUUUCGGCGAGCGAGCAGCGCUGGGAAUGCUCACCGUCGUCCUCAUGAUCGCAGGUUUAUUACCAGCUACCGUAACAAUAAUUAACGACUCCGGACCAAAAUCUGAAAUGGGCGUUUGGCUGAUAAUGAUCAGUAUUUCGAAAGUGUUUAUACCACCUCACGCGGCGCUGCUGGCUUUAUACAACGGAGGCAAAAGCGCCGAGAUAAAUGCCCAGUGUGACACGGUUGUACACUUGUGUAAGACACAGAUGAUCGCUAGAUCGGAGCUUAAGAAUUGCUGCGAUCAAAAUAGUCCAGGUUGCUACUUCUGUUUCGGCACAGACAGACCUGGUGAACAAAUGCUAAUACUUCUUGCACAAGCUGUAAUGUACAUGAUGCUCGUGAUCUUCGCUCAACAUGGCUACCUGAACCUCUUGCGGGACAAGGUGACUAACCUGAAAUACUCCAAGCCGCAAAAACAUUACACCGAUGAAAAGGUCAUAAAGGAAGCGACUUACGUCAACAAGAGCAUUGCGCAGCCGGUGGCGCAAAUACCUGACGCAAUGUUGGUCGAUGACGUGCACAAAAACUACGCUAGCUUUCGCUGUUUCCGCCUCAGGAGUUGCAACGCUGUCAAGGGUGUCAGCUUCUCCGUUCGAAAAGGCGAGUGCUUCGGCUUGUUGGGCGUGAACGGUGCGGGCAAGUCUAGUACGUUCCGUAUUAUCACGGGCGAGCACUGCGCGACUCAGGGACAAGUAUUCGCCAACGGACACUUCCUUAGGCGUCCUCGGCAACAGUACCUGCAGUCCCUAGGAUACUGCCCGCAGUUCUUCGGACUGGACGAGUUUAUGACGGGGCGCGACAACCUAGUGCUGCUGCUCAAACUGCGCGGCCUGUCUGGGGACGACAUGGACAAGGAAGUUAAAUCCUGGAUAGAAGUCGUUGGUCUGGGGCGGUACGCCAACGUGUACGUGGCCAACUACAGCGGCGGCUGCAAGCGGCGGCUGGCCGCGGCGGCGGCGCUGGCGCAGGGCGCGCCCGUGACGCUGCUGGACGAGCCCACGGCCGGCGUGGACGUGUCCGCGCGCAGACGCGUCUGGAGCGCGCUCCGGAGGGGGCAGGCGCAGGGUCGCGCCGUCAUCAUCACUUCGCACAGCUUGGACGAGAUGGAGGCGCUGUGCAACCGCAUAGCGAUAAUGUCGUACGGCGAGCUGGGCGCGCUGGGCUCGCCGGCGGCUCUGCGCGCCGACCACGCCGCGGGACAUGCCGUGCGGCUUAAGCUGCGCGUGCCCGACGACGGUACGUGCAAGUCAUUCCUUUCAAGCAAACUGCACACAUCAAAAGUGUCAUAG